CACUUAUGUGAUGUCCACACAAACCGUCACUUCAAGUGUGGAUUCAAAGGAUGUGAUAAAGCAUUUAAGAGGUCGUCUACUCUUAAGAUACACGCCAUCACUCAUGAGAACCGACGGAUCAGAUAUCGGUGUGAAUACAAAGACUGUGGCAAAACAUUUCUAAAUAGAUAUUGUCUGAAGGAGCACUCUAUGACACACAUCACUCAAAGCACUUCCACACCAAUUGUCAGGAAGUUUAAGUGUCAUUACAAUGACUGCAAGUGGAGAUUCACCACAAGAAGAUAUUUAAAAAGACAUUUGGAAAGACAUUCAUCUGAGAGACCGUUUGUGUGUGACUUCAUUGGGUGCGGGAAGUGCUUCAAGGGAUCAACUGAUCUCAGGAACCAUUCAUUACUACACAAAACGGGUCCCACUCUUAGGUGUGAAAUUGACGGAUGUGUUGAUAUGUUUUACACCGAAUACCACCGAAGCCUUCAUCACAAGUCUGUUCACAAUUACUGUCCAAAAGAGUCUGAAGUUUGUGUUGAAGAUAUGAAACAAGAGACCACUGAAGGGUCGGAUAAAAGUUGUAUCGAAACCACAAAAACAAUGGAUUUAAAUAACGAUUCAAACAAUUCAUUGCGGGAUCUCUUGAAGAGGAAUCGCACGGAAAGAGAGAAAUGUUUUGAUUUGAAUACAAAGACAUUUAAAUGUCCGCUAAAUGAAUGUAAGAGUAGUUUUGCAUCAAAUAAACGCUUUUACAUGCAUUUGGAUUGUGUCCACUCGAGUGACCGAUUUAUGUGCCAAUACAAGGACUGCAAUAAAGUUAGUUUCGCAUCAAAUAAACGCUUUUACAUGCAUUUGGAUUGUGUCCACUCGAGUGACCGAUUUAUGUGCCAAUACAAGGACUGCAAUAAAGUGUUUAAAGACAAGAAACAUUUUAAACUCCAUUCAGGCGUUCAUUUAAAUGGCAAACAAUUUAAGUGUCAUUAUAAUGGCUGUAAUUAUGAAACGCAUAUAAAUUACCUAUUGAACAGACAUUUGGGGAUUCAUUCAGCGGACAGACCAUUGUUUAGAUGCGAUGUCAUUGACUGCGGGAAGACAUUGAAGACUAAAUUGUCUCUCAAAAAGCAUAUACAAAAUAUGCACGAAAGCGGACCGACAUAUAAGUGUGGUAUCAAUGGAUGCAAUGAUAUGUUUACGACUGAACACUUCAAACGCAAACAUCAGACCGAAGUCCACAAUCGGGCGCCAGUUAUUACUCGCGUAUACAAAUACCGGUGCGAUUGGCCGGGAUGUGAGUGGAUCGGCAAAGAUAUCAAAGAACAUAAACGGUUACAUUCGGGUGAAAAGCCAUUCCAGUGUUUAUGGCCCGACUGUGGCAAACGGUUCCGAAUGAAACCCAAUUUAAGAGAUCACAUGAAUAUUCACAACAAUGUUAAGCCCUAUGCGUGUCAUUGGCCCGGAUGUACAUAUGGGGCCACUAAUAGUGAAGACAAUCAACACUUCCGGACAUUAUCUCAAACUUUGGAUCAAUUGAAUGAGCAGAAGAGCACACGUGAUAACGAUUCCAAUGCUAUCACUGAAUCUGAUUCGCGACUUAAGAGUCCAUCGAAACGACAAUUAAAGCGAAAAAGAAAACCUCGAAAACAAGAAGUGAUACAAACUUUCAAUGAUAUGAAUACACACACAGACAUCGGUUCCGCCCAAGACUUGGGCCAAGAAAUCGAUGAAUCAAAUGAUAAUAUAAUGGCCACAGAGGCUGUCGAAGAGGAAUCG
This is a messenger RNA of Medioppia subpectinata, 1758 nucleotides long. The record is from the annotation of a GenBank genome assembly. NCBI's taxonomy places the organism in Eukaryota, Metazoa, Arthropoda, Arachnida, Sarcoptiformes, Oppiidae.